This is a messenger RNA of Diutina rugosa, 1218 nucleotides long. RefSeq lists its product as uncharacterized. The record is from RefSeq and is a predicted model, not a curated record. Bases 1 to 1218 code for a protein of 405 amino acids. The transcript has a single exon. NCBI's taxonomy places the organism in Eukaryota, Fungi, Ascomycota, Pichiomycetes, Serinales, Debaryomycetaceae.
AUGGCUGCCUCAAUUCCCUGGUUCUACUUUUACUACCCCUGGGUGUUGCUCCAGGUGCUUUACACUAAGAUCAAGGCGAGAACAACCGGGACUCAAUACCGCAAGUGGGCCCGCAACCCUCAUGUCUCCGGUAAUUUGACGGAAUUGGCGGCGCUUUUUGAUCUUCCUCCUCCCGUGCUUAAGGACGCGGUCCCCGGCCCCAUCUCAAACUAUUUGGCUAAGAACAAAAGCAAGGCCACUCAAAUCCUUGGUACUGUGCCACCUCAUUACAACGAAGCCUUUGGUGCCUACGCUAGAUGGUACGUGAAGCGCAACCCCGAGGACCUUGUCAUCUUAUUCUUGCACGGUGGUGGCUACUUGUUGCAAAUGACCCCUGCCUACCUUGAAGCGUUCAAUUCGAUCAUCGGGUUGUUGCCCGCCGACAAACGCAACAAGGUGUCGGUGCUUAUUCUUGACUAUGAUUUGGCUAGUACCGGCGCUGCCUUCCCUCGUCAAUUGCAACAAGCUUACGACACUUACACCAAAUUGUUGGAAGACGGUUACACCAACAUCGGGGUCAUGGGAGACUCUGCUGGUGGCCACUUGACUCUUACUUUGCUCCAACAAUUGAAGGCUCGCGGCUCACCGGUGUACCCCAACAAGAUCAUCUUGCUGUCGCCUUGGACUAAGUUGUUGACCACUGCCUUGGAUCACGUCCCCGGUAACCUGGCUUACGACAACGACGGCCGUGACGCUAUCCGCUUUCUGUUUGCUUCCAAUCAGCCGCUUGUGUCCGGCUUCAUUGGUACUCAUGACGUUCUGCUGGCUCAGGUGCUGCCGGGUAACGCUGACUGGGCCACCGCUGGCUGGGACAAGAUUCCCUCGUUGACUCUGCCCAAGUGUGACGUAUUCUUUAUCACCGGCGAAGAUGAGCUUUUCCUUGACCAAGACAACGAGUUUGCUUAUCAUGUUUUGGGAGUUCCUUUCCUCAAGAACAAAUACGGCAACAGUAACGGUAAGUUUGACCGCGCCAUCCACGAGUACAUUCGCCGCGACUCUCCCGACAAGGUGAACGUGUGGGCUUACGUCGAGCCCUGGGGGAUCCACGACUCGUUUGUGCUUAGUGAAGACGACUUGGCCGACAAGGUGGCUGCCAGAAAAGUGACGAUUGCCACCGUUGACCGGGUCCGUUACUUUGCCAUUCCUCGUAUUGUCGACUUUUUGUAUGAAACCAUCUAG